Molecule: messenger RNA, 5816 nt
Organism: Conger conger (European conger)
Lineage: Eukaryota; Metazoa; Chordata; Actinopteri; Anguilliformes; Congridae
Gene: pld2
Product: phospholipase D2
Exons: 24
Coding region: 151-3015 (954 amino acids)
Biological process (GO): intracellular signal transduction; cell motility; phosphatidic acid biosynthetic process
Molecular function (GO): D-type glycerophospholipase activity; phosphatidylinositol binding
Source: RefSeq, a predicted model, not a curated record
GGGAAAGAAACGAUGGGUGUAGCCUUAUAUUAAGGAGCUUUGUACUGGAAGAAACUUGUCGGAGUUCAAGUUCAAGCUGACAGGCUAUAUUUGUCUAAGUUCACUUUUAAAGUAUCCGCGCUCACUCGGCACCUCUUCUCCUGCAGUACCAUGGCCAAUGUAGAGGAAGAGAUUUUCGAGGCGACGCAUGAUCCUGGGCUGAUGAGGCGGCGUUUUUCUCGUGGCCACUGCCCCUUGUCACAGGAUGAGAUGGACGGGCUCACGAAAAACACUGAAGAGCGUCCCUUCCUGUUGGUCCACCGCUUACAUGCUGCAAAGGAGUGGGGCAUGCCACUGUUCCUGCAGGGGGCGGCAGUGAGCUGUCGGGUGGAGAGCACUGAGAGAUACGCCACACGCUCCAAGGUGCGUGCGUGCACUCUGUAUACAAUCCGGCUCACACACGGCCAGUUCAGCUGGACCCUGAAGAGGAAGUAUAAACACUUCCAGGAGCUGCACCGGGACCUGUACAAGCACAGAAUGAUGCUUCAUUUUCUGCCUCUGGGGAGGUUUGCCACACAGAGACAGCAGCUGGCCGCAAUGACGGAGGAGAUGCCGUCUCUGCACGGGGGAGUCAGGAGAACUUCCAGCAAGCCGAAAUACCUGGAGGAGUACCUGAAUGGUCUGCUGGAGAACUCCUUCUCUAAAAACUACCAUGGCAUGCUGGAAUUCCUGGAUAUUAGUCCUCUCUCCUUCAUAAAGGAUCUUGGGCCCAAAGGCCUGGAGGGAUUCAUUUUGAAACGGUCAGGAGGUCAUCGUGUCCAGGGCCUGAACUGCUUCGGUCAUCACCAGUUCUGUUUCCGCUGGUCACGGCGCUGGCUGAUUGUGAAGGACUCGUUCCUCCUCUACAUGAACAGGGAGGCGGGGGUCAUUUCGUUUGUCCUCCUCUUUGACCCCGAGCUCAAAGUCCAGGUGGGCCGAUGCUACACUGACACCAAGCAUGGAGUCUGCAUCCAGAACUUUGCUAGGACUCUGGUGAUUAAGUGCAGCAGCUACAAACAGGCCCAGUGGUGGAGUCAUGAGAUCCGCAGCCUGGCAGAGCCAAGUGACUUCUUCCAGACACACCGUUUCCAAGGAUACGCCCCGCCCCGCGAGGACACGCUCACCAAGUGGUACGUGAAUGGCAGUGGCUACUUCGCAGACCUGGCUGUGGCUUUAGACCAGGCAAAGGAGGAAAUCUUCAUCACAGACUGGUGGCUCAGCCCUGAGGUUCACUUGAAGCGGCCGGCCAAGAGCACAUACUGGCGCCUGGACCAGAUCCUGAAACGCAAAGCAGAGCAAGGCGUGAAGGUGUGCGUGCUUCUGUACAAGGAAGUGGAGGUGGCGCUGGGCAUCAACAGCGACUACAGCAAGAGGACCCUGAUGAACAUGCACCCCAAUAUCAAGGUGAUGAGACAUCCUGACCACGUCUCCUCCAUUGUCUUCCUCUGGGCACACCAUGAGAAGAUGGUGGCCAUCGACCAAUCGGUGGUAUUUAUAGGCGGGAUUGACCUGGCCUUUGGGAGGUGGGAUGACUGCCUCUACAGACUGACUGAUAUGGGAGACUCAGAAUUACCCAAUCACAAUCCAGAGGUGGGGCCAGAGGCUGGUGACAAAGUUGAUGAAGGCGCUAAUGGGUCAGCAUGCCGGCCCCCGACUGCAAAGCCAGAGCCUGUGGACGCAGAAGACUUGACAGCUAACAGUCUCUUGUGGUUGGGGAAAGACUACAGCAACUUCAUCAACAAGGACUGGGUCCAGCUUGAUCACCCCUUUGAAGACAACAUUGACCGCUCCCAGGUGCCUCGCAUGCCCUGGCGUGACCUGGCUGCAGUGCUUCAUGGGAAAGCAGCUAGGGACAUGGCCCGUCAUUUCAUACAGCGCUGGAACUUCACCAAGAUUUUCAAGAACAAGUACAAAGACAACUUCUUCCCCUACUUGCUGCCAAAAUCUCAUUCUACCGCAGACUCACUGCCUUUCACUGUACCAGGGACCAGUAAGGCCUCUGUGCAGGUUCUGCGCUCUGUGGACCGUUGGUCAGCUGGGACGUGCGAGAGCUCCAUCCAUAAUGCCUACAUCCAUACCAUCGAAAACAGCCAGCACUACAUCUACAUCGAGAAUCAGUUCUUCAUCAGCUGUGCAGACAACAAGAGCGUGCACAACGGAAUUGGGGAUGCCAUCGUGAAAAGGAUCCUAAGGGCUCACAGCGAGCAGCAGACAUACCGAGUGUAUGUGAUUGUUCCCUUGCUGCCAGGGUUUGAGGGUGACAUCAGCACAGGUGGCGGAAAUGCGAUUCAGGCCAUACUGCAUUUCACCUACAGGACGAUGUGUCGAGGGGAUUUCUCCAUCCUGGCAAGACUGAAGGAACAGAUGCAAGACCAGUGGACCCAGUACAUCUCAUUCUGCGGGCUUCGCACUCACUCUCAGCUCUCCCAGUGCCCUGUCACCGAGCUCAUCUACGUACACAGCAAGGCUCUCAUCGCAGAUGACCGCUGCUACAUCAUAGGUUCUGCCAAUAUAAAUGACCGCAGCAUGUUAGGCAGUCGGGACAGUGAGCUGGCAGUGUUUGUGGAGGACGAGGAAAGGGUCCCAUCCCGCAUGGGUGGAGUGGAGUACCAGGCUGGGCCCCUCACCCUGGCCCUGCGCAUGGAGUGUUUCAGAGUUCUCUUGGGCGUAGAAGCAGAUUCCAGCAUUGACAUUCAGGAUCCCAUCAGUGAUGAGUUUUUUCAGACAGUUUGGAACAAGACUGCGCAAUCAAAUGGCAACAUUUAUGACAUGGUUUUCCGCUGUCUGCCUUCCAACUCAAUCCGCAAUCUGCGUGCCUUGAGGGAGCUCUCCACCGUCAAGCACCUAUAUCAGACCGACCCAGAGCAAGCCAGGAAGGAGCUGGAAGCUAUCAGAGGGCUGCUGGUGUACUUUCCCCUCGACUUCCUGUCCGAAGAGUAUCUCCUGCCCCCAAUCAGCAGCAAAGAGAGAAUAGUUCCUAUGGAAGUCUGGACCUAAGUGGAAACGGCAAGCUGGUAUAGCAUAGUGCUCGUUAUGAGCUAUAAUGGGUUCUGUUUUCUUAAUAACUUCAAUGUCUUCAUUUACGUGAGACAUCUAACACUAGCUGCUCACAUCUCCCACCAUUGAGAAUAAGAGAUUAAGACCCAGCUAACCUGCCAUUAAGGUCAAGAGGGCAUUUAGGGUGUAAAACCACUGAUACGUGCUACCAUCUUGGAAAAUAUUUCCACAGAUUUAACAAGGUUUUUAUAGUUGAAGAAUAAUACACUUAAAAAAUAAUAGUAAUAACAACCAUAGUAUUGGCAUAGAAUAUUUUGUUGUAACCAUAUAUAUUCAUUUUAGGAAGUAGCGUAUAUACAAUAUUCCAAAUGAUCUUUGUGAGUACCCCUGGCCAGAUGACAGGACUGAUAUAAUGAGGAGAGGUCAGACCACUGUUUUUAUGUCCUCUGUCUGUUCAGAAUCAGAAAGGCAUGAGACAUCACUAAGCAAUAGAGUGAAUCUCCAUUUUUUCUACAGCAAAUGAACACUUAUUGUACAGUAUGUGGUAGCAUCUGUGGGGAAAAAAAGUCAGCGGACUGCACUUAGCACAUUUUCAAUCAUCUUAUUCUUUUAUAUGACAGCAUUAACUACAGCUGAUUAAUUUACCAUUUAUUACACUUAAUGCUGUGGUCUUACUCAGCAUGUAGUUGACACUAAUUUUUGCCAGUGUUAGCCCUGCCUUUGGCACAUCAUGUCAGUCAUUACAGUAUACACUUAACUGGGAGCUGUGAGAGAGUGGAAGGGAAGGAGGGAUCAGAAGUCAAGUGCUUCAGAAAAGAGAGGAACAUAACGUACCAUUACGGCUGCAAGUAUGUGGGUGGCUAGCUUGCCUCCUCUCGCUUUCUCUCUCUCUCUGUCUCUCUCUUUCUCUCUCUCUUUCUCUCUCUCCCUCUCAGUCCCUCUCAAUGCAGUGCCAGCAAAACUGUCAGAACAUUUGUGGUUGUUAUGGUGACGGAUAUAAAGAGCUGACUACAUUGUGGCGGAGAGUGGAAUAGAGGGAGAGAGAAAGUGUGAGCAAGAAAGAUGGGCAGAGAAAGAGUGAAGAAGGAUGGACUGAACGAUGAGGGUUGGAGUGAACACUAGGAAAGGAGAAGAUGGAAAAAUGUAGAGGGUGCAGGCUGUGAAAUAAAGGGAAAUACUGGGCUGGGAGGUAAAGAGGGUGAAUAAGGUAGGAGAGAGAAUGAGGGGGUGUUGCUGUGCACUGAUCCUUGCGUAUUUUUCUACCAUCACCGUGGCAACCAAGUGAAUUAUUAUUAUGUAAUACUGUUGUCACUGGUCCAGAACUUUCCAUUCUAUGUUCAUAAGACCAGGGAGUGGGAGAGGGGUAUAUGAAAAUCUAUUUUCAAUCAAGGAAAGAGAUUGUUGUGGUGAACCAGUUUGUAUGAGGAGAGGUUUGGGGGGUGUAUUAUAGGCAGGAACAGAGACAGAGAAAAUGGCUAAUACAUUUGAUGGAUAGGCAAUGAACAACAACAAAAAAAGAAACAUGGAUGUCACUAAAUAGGAUGUUAGUGCAUUACGGAUUGAGACUCCCUGUUAUGACACCACUCUUCCAACAAGGGAGUCAAACUGACACUUUUUUUGGAGGUGAUAGUUUUUUUUUUUGCUUUGUUAUAGAAUAUAGCAUACAUGCUAGAAUGGGUGACCACAAAAUAGAUUAAAUUAUAGGUGUUGCUCAAUCCACUGAACAACAAUCUUGAGAUUUGUGGUUGGAGACAUUGUCAUGUUAAAAGACACCCCUUGGAGCAGGACAGAAAUGCCUUAACAAUGUGGGAAUGCAAUCACUCCAGUACCAUUAAGUAACAACAUUGACCUUGCCUUCAAAAGUUAUGAGAUCUCCCAAAUCAUGCCCAGAAAAUGCACUCCGCCUCAUUACAGACUGACCAGAGUUCUAGAACUUUUGUGUUUCCAUUUUUUUCCAACUACCUGUUGCAACUACCUGUUGCUUUCAGGCUAGGAGUAUAGAAAGAAGCAAACACCACACCACAACGUCCAAUAUAAUUUUUAAAGCAAGUCAUAUACAGCCCAAAGACAAUAAAGAAGAAUUACUCAAUAUCCUUGACUAUGUAGAUUGUACUUCACUUAUACAUUAUUGAAGAUGGACCCUCUGGAUACAUCUGUUCUUGUAUUUAGGCAGGUACAAAUGAGCUUCACAGUAGCUUCAGCAUUCUUUUCAUAGGUCAAUGAACCACGGAUCUACUGUGCUACUGCAUAACUGGGGGGUGUACAUUUACCAUACGAUACCACUUAAAUAUUUACGUAGGCCUAUCCUAUUAUAACAUCCUAAGUUACAUGGUAUAUUAAAUUAAAAAUAUUUCUACAUAUGCUUUUUGUAUAGGCCUACGUAUAGAUUGUGUGUAGAUAAUUAAUUGUAAUUGUAAUUGUAUUGUGAAGCAUGGAAAGUGUAUUACGUAGUAUGCCAAUUUCCUUGUGAUUUUGAUGUAUAAUGACAUAUUGUAGCGUAGCCUACUGUGCCAUUUAUAUAAGCUGCAUUGCCAUUCUUGUACGCUUGGCCUCUGAUAUGUGCUUAGCAAUCAUAAUGAGUUGUUCACCUAAAUGCAUGGUUGUACAUUAGAAAAUAACGUAAUGUUUAAUAGUUAAACUCCUCAGUUUGAAAGGUUUCAAAGCUUUCAGGGGUGGGAAUCUGACACUGUUUGAUGUAAAGGUAACACAGAUAAUGCAAAUGUAUAGUGAUACUUAAGAAAUUCCAGCAUUUUUUUUUAUUACUUUAUUUUUCAAAGAAAAUAAAGCAUACAUGAAUAAAA